AUUUCAAACAGGGACAAUUUCCGUGGCGGUCUCAACAUUGAACACCAAUCCGUAACGAAUCAAUGUCAUCCGACGUAGCUGGUCAAACUUGCAUAUCUCCUGACUGCGGCAAGCCCGCUAAGUUGCAAUGUCCAACUUGCUUGAAGCAAGGCAUUUCCGGUUCAUUCUUCUGUUCCCAGGAAUGCUUUAAAUCAAACUGGGCUACACACAAGACGAAACAUAAGGCUAAAGAAGUCGCUCCACAUGACCCUUUCAAGAACUAUCGAUACACUGGUGCUUUGAGAGCUCGCUAUCCUCUCUCACCAAAGCGACAUGUACCAGAAAACAUCCAAAGACCCGACUACUCGGAAACUGGCAUUCCCGUCUCUGAGCAGCGCGUACGAGGUAGCUCCGUUAUCCGAUCUUUGAGCCCAGAGGAAAUAGUGAAGAUGAGAAAAGUGUGCCAGAUAACCCGAGAAGUUUUGGAUGCCGGUGCUGCUGCUGUACGACCUGGCAUCACCACAGACGAAAUAGACCGAAUUGUCCACGAAGCAACUAUCGAGCGUGGAGCAUAUCCGUCUCCCUUGAACUAUUACAACUUCCCCAAGUCCUGCUGUACAUCUGUCAAUGAAGUUAUCUGCCACGGUAUUCCUGAUCAGCGACCUUUGAAAGAAGGCGAUAUCGUCAACCUUGACAUCUCUUGCUUCUUCGAGGGAUACCAUGGAGAUUUGAAUGCAACGUAUUUGGUUGGUGACGUCGACGAAAAGGGUCGAAAACUGGUUGACACUGCUCGUGAAUGUCUGCAAAAGGCCAUUGAUAUGGCUAAACCUGGCGUGAGAUACCGCGACUUCGGCAAAGUGAUAGAAGACCAUGCAAAGCAGAACGGAUUCUCUGUUGUUCGAACAUUCUGUGGACAUGGUAUCAAUGAUCUUUUCCAUGGCGCCCCCAACGUUCCCCAUUAUGCCAACAACAAGGCUAUCGGUGUUCUCAAGCCAGGUCAUACUUUCACUAUAGAGCCAAUGAUUUGCGAAGGAACUUGGAGAGAUGAAUUAUGGCCGGACAAUUGGACUGCCGUGACUGUGGAUGGUCGUCGAUCAGCUCAGUUCGAACAUACCUUGUUGGUUACUGAUGAUGGCAUUGAAAUAUUAACCUAAUGUAUCUCUUCGUCUAUAAUGUACAAGAAAUAGUUUCGAUGUAUUGAAAAUAUCUACUCAUUGUCCAUUGACAGAAAGUUUUAAGUUGCUAUUAACCAUACUAUGAGAAAUGUACAAUCUUUUUUGGCGCCGAAAAAUAUGCGGUCUUGAA
Umbelopsis ramanniana AG is the source of this 1284-nucleotide messenger RNA. RefSeq lists its product as uncharacterized. The record is from RefSeq and is a predicted model, not a curated record. NCBI's taxonomy places the organism in Eukaryota, Fungi, Mucoromycota, Umbelopsidomycetes, Umbelopsidales, Umbelopsidaceae. The transcript is spliced from 10 exons. Gene Ontology annotation, biological process: proteolysis. Gene Ontology annotation, molecular function: metalloaminopeptidase activity. Bases 63 to 1133 code for a protein of 356 amino acids.